CUACACAUUAUUUUCUUUUGUUUGUGGAUCAGUCAUCAAAAACAGUGAGCACUGCAAUACAGUCCAAAAAAGAAAUUGUUCAAAAAAUCUAGUGCUUUACAAUACAAACAAUUACAAAAAUGGCAGAUUCGGACGUCGUAGAUUUAGAUUUAACUAUCGAAGAUUUGAUACCCAAAAGUCCUGAAAGACUGGCAGAAGAAAAGAAAGAAAGUGGCAAUCAUUUGUACAAAUUUAAAAAUUACAAGAGUGCGCUGACUAUGUAUGAUGAAGCAAUAAAACUAUGUCCAGAGAAUGCUGCUUACUAUGGCAAUCGGUCCGCCUGCUAUAUGAUGUUGGGCAUGUACAAAAAAGCCCUUGAAGAUGCACAGAAAGCAGUCUCACUCGAUCCAACAUUCACAAAAGGCUAUAUUCGUAUUGCUAAGUGUUGUAUAGCACUGGGCGACAUGUCCGGAGGGGAGCAAGCGGUGGCCCGUGCGAGCGAGCUAGGCGGCGCUGAGUGUGCGGCGAGCGAGCGGCGCGCACUGGAGUCGCUGCGGCGGCUGCACGAGGACGCGCAGCGCGCCAUGGAAGCCGCGGACUACCGCCGCGUCGUCUUCUGCAUGGACCGCUGUCUCGAUUACAGCCCAUCUAGUACCAAGGCGAAGCUCAUAAAAGCGGAAUGUUUGGCUAUGCUUGGGCGUUGUCAGGAAGCUCAAGAGAUCGCAAAUGAUUCUUUACGAUUCGAUAGUCUUGAUGCCGAGGCUAUAUAUGUUCGAGGGCUCUGCUUAUACUUUGAGGAUAAGGACGAACAAGCAUUCAAGCAUUUCCAGCAAGUAUUGAGACUAGCACCCGACCACAAGAAAGCUAUGGAGACAUACAAAAGAGCCAAGUUGUUAAAACAAAAGAAAGAAGAAGGAAAUGAAGCAUUCAAAAUGGGACGAUGGCAUCAAGCCCUUAAUUUAUAUAACGAAGCAUUGAACAUCGACAAGAACAAUAAGGCUGUAAAUGCCAAACUGUAUUUCAACAAAGCCACUGUCUGCUCCAAGCUGAACCAAACCAAGGAGGCGGCUGAAGCUUGCACUGCUGCUCUCGAACUAGACGAAAACUAUGUAAAGGCUCUACUCCGCCGCGCUAAAUGCUACACCGAACUCGGUGAAUUCGAAGAAGCUGUGAAGGAUUACGAGAGACUGUACAAGAUUGACAAGAGCAAGGAGAACAAACAACUGCUGCAGGAAGCCAAGUUGGCGCUAAAGAAGUCCAAGCGCAAGGACUAUUAUAAAAUACUGGGAAUUGAUAAGACGGCUUCGGAAGAUGACAUUAAAAAGGCUUACAGGAAGCGAGCCCUCGUGCACCACCCCGACCGCCACGCCGGCGCGCCCGACGGCGAGCGCCGCGAGCAGGAGCGCCGCUUCAAGGAAGUGGGCGAGGCGUACGGCAUCCUCAGCGACCCGAAGAAGCGAGCUCGCUACGACCACGGCCACGACCUCGACGACGACAACACCGGCAUGGGAGACAUCGACCCCAACGUGGUGUUCCAGUCAUUCUUCAACCGCGGUGGACAACACUUCAACUUCGACUCGGGCGCAGGCGGCUUUUCCAAUGCCGGAUUCACCUUCCAGUUUGGUUAAACUGCCGACCGGCAACGCAACGUGACCAUAAAACCAAGAGUGUACAAUUAAAACUAUAAUUCGUUGUUCCAUAGCUUUUCAACUAAUUCGAUCCCAUCACACAAGUCAUUCCAAAAUAUUGAACAAAGAUUUUAAUCAAAAUUUUAUGCCUUUCUAUAGAAUAUUUUCCCAAUAUCAAAUUAAUUGUAGUUUAAAAAUGUCUUUUGAUGACGCAAGUCUUAUAAGGGAUAAUAAAGGAAUAACUAAGGUUUAUAUAGAUUACAAUUCAUAUUCUAGUAAUUCUAUUUAUAUAAUUGACUGAUUUGAUUAAGUAAUUUUAAUUUUCCAUUAUAAUUUUUUAAAGUGUU
Molecule: messenger RNA, 1954 nt
Organism: Amyelois transitella
Lineage: Eukaryota; Metazoa; Arthropoda; Insecta; Lepidoptera; Pyralidae
Gene: Tpr2
Product: dnaJ homolog subfamily C member 7
Exons: 10
Coding region: 120-1607 (495 amino acids)
Molecular function (GO): protein binding
Source: RefSeq, a predicted model, not a curated record